This is a messenger RNA of Lentinula edodes (shiitake mushroom), 2392 nucleotides long. RefSeq names its product glycoside hydrolase family 78 protein. The transcript is spliced from 11 exons. Bases 286 to 2337 code for a protein of 683 amino acids. The record is from RefSeq and is a predicted model, not a curated record. Gene Ontology annotation, biological process: carbohydrate metabolic process. Lineage: Eukaryota; Fungi; Basidiomycota; Agaricomycetes; Agaricales; Omphalotaceae.
AGAGCACCUAUGUUCACAAGAGAUCAAACUCAGACUCAAUCCUGCUGGUGGAGUAGAUAUUCUUCGCAUCCCGCUUCAUACUUGAUUCUUUGAAUAACAUGCAUGCCGAAGAUUUCUUGGGUUCUUACAUGCUGAACUCAGCAAACGUUCAGCAGACCUAGUCAUUCAUAUUUUUUUUUUACCCAAACGGCCCGCCACACGUUGAACCUGAUAUACUACCAUGGCCCACGAGACCAAGGAAUCAAGUUUAAAAGGAUCUUCUGUCUUUUUAAUCGUCAUAUCGCAAUGCUGCCAUUAUUCAAGGUCCUGUCGGUUGUACCUCUGCUUUUACUCAUAUGCGAUCCAACGUGGGCGCAAGUUUCCCCGUCGUUAGCUCCUUCGGGACCUUGGGAUUCAUUUAAUUACGCUCCUACAACGAGAACGGUCUACGCUACUUCAAUUCGACAUGUCGAACCCACCGUAUCUGGAUCAGAGAAUUUGCUCAGUGGCGAUCAUGGAAGCACGAUAUUGAAUGGUCACGGUGCAUGGGUUACGCUUGACUUUGGGAAGGAGGUCGGUGGACUGAUAUCGAUGAACUUUGACUCAAUCAACUCGUCAUUCUCCUCUAUCUCCCUCGCAUUCACCGAAUCUCCCAUGUUCAUAAGCCCUACGCUCUCGGAUGACUCCUCAUUUCCCAUCGCUACAAUGAACUAUGACGGUGUUCUCUCCAUCCCGGCACCGCUUUCCUCCGGCUUCUGGACCCAACCAGCAUUCGCCCUCCGAGGUGGCUUCCGAUUUCUUACCAUCGCAUCAACCGGUGACGAUGCCCCUGUGGCAAUAUCCAACGUGUCUUGCGCGAUUUCAUUCAUGCCCCAUGUGGAUGAUAUGACAGCCUAUACGGGGUAUUUUUACGCGAAAGAUUUAGAGUUUGAGGAUGAAGACUUCUUGACGAAAUUGUGGUACGCUGGCGCCUACACCGUGCAAACGAAUACGGUCCCAGUCAAUACUGGUCGUCAAGUACCCUUUGAGUCACAGGGCCAUUGGGCAAACAAUGCAACACUCGGUGUCGCCGGUCCCAUCAUCGUCGAUGGUGCAAAACGCGACCGUGCAGUAUGGCCAGGUGACAUGGGCAUCGCCGUCCCCACUCAAUUCGUUUCGACCUUUGACCUCAUCCCGACACGGAACGCCCUUUCUACCAUGUUCGCGAAUAUCAACCCGCAAACGGGUGCACUACCCGAGUCCGGUCCGCCAUUAAGCCAAUUGGGCUCGGAUACAUAUCAUUGCUGGACGCUUAUUGGUUCAUAUAAUUAUUACCUCUAUUCUGGUGACGACGAAUGGCUCAACACUAUAUGGCCGAAUUAUACCUUGGCCGUGGCUUUCAUCGAGGGUAAGGUUGACAGCUCCGGCCUCCUGAACGUGACUGGGCUGAGAGAUUGGGCGAGGCAAGGAGGAGGGGGUCAUAAUUCUGAAGGAAAUGCAAUCUUGUAUAAGGUCCUCACAACAGCCACCGCUCUUGCAUCCUAUGCGGGCCAUACCACUCUCUCCCUUGCCUAUUCUGCGAACGCCUCUGCCCUCAAAACCACGUUCAACUCCGCCUUUUGGAUGCCUGAGGUUGGAAUGUACAGGGACAACACUUCGACAACACUAACCCCGCAGGAUGCGAACUCAUUAGCGGUGUUGUUCAACGUGACGUUGAAUGAUACUCAGAAGGAUUUGAUUAGUGAGGGCCUAGAGAGAAACUGGGUCGAACUUGGACCUGUACCUCCCGAAUUGCCGGAUACGAUCUCGCCAUUCAUUAGUGGGUUUGAGCUACAAGCACACUUUGUCGCAGGGAAUGACAGUCGAGCGUUUGAUUUACUCCAUCGAGAGUGGGGAUAUAUCUUGUAUACCAAUCUUUCUGUGCAGAGUACAUUAGUUGAGGGGUUGACGGCGAAUGGGUCGUUGUACUACCGCUACUAUCAAGGUUACAAUGACGAUGCCGCCUACACCUCCCAUUCGCACGGAUGGUCCUCUGGGCCCACGUCCGCACUGACAUUCUACGUCGCUGGGUUGAGCAUAACUGCCCCGCAAGGGGCAGAGUGGAGCUUAGCUCCACAUGUGAAUGGACCGACAAACAGUGUUGAGGCUGGAUUUGGGACGGCACUAGGUUGGUUUGGCGUUGCCUGGGAACGCGGCGAAACCGAGGAAACUGUACUAAGUUUCAAUGUAACUACCCCAGAAGGAACAGCUGGAGCGUUCACCCUUCCGAAAGGCGUCAGUGGAACUGUGAAAGUGAACGGGACAGUUGUUGCUCAGGAUGCUCAAGAAGGACAGGUUGUUGAGCUUCAGGGGGGUAUUCUGCAGAUUGUGAUUUCUUAACAACUUGAAUGUACUUUACCGCGGAUCAUAACGCUGAUACUUUUCGAACGCAAAA